Messenger RNA from Rhinocladiella mackenziei CBS 650.93, 1074 nucleotides. Its product is annotated as thioredoxin reductase. Gene Ontology annotation, cellular component: cytoplasm. The record is from RefSeq and is a predicted model, not a curated record. Gene Ontology annotation, biological process: removal of superoxide radicals. Gene Ontology annotation, molecular function: thioredoxin-disulfide reductase (NADPH) activity. The transcript has a single exon. Bases 1 to 1074 code for a protein of 357 amino acids. Lineage: Eukaryota; Fungi; Ascomycota; Eurotiomycetes; Chaetothyriales; Herpotrichiellaceae.
AUGGCGCCGCAUACCAAAGCCGCCAUUAUUGGCUCCGGCCCCGCUGCCCACACCGCAGCCAUAUAUCUCUCACGAGCAGAGCUUAAGCCCGUGAUGUAUGAGGGCAUGCUAGCAGGAGGGACGGCGGCCGGCGGUCAACUCACAACCACCACCGAUGUUGAGAACUACCCGGGCUUCCCCCAAGGCAUUGGAGGUGGAGAAUUGAUGGACGAGAUGAAAAAGCAGUCCGAAAGAUUUGGCACCGAGAUCAUCACCGAGACAAUAACGAAAGUGGACCUGAAAUCCAAACCGUUUCGAUUAUGGAGAGAAUACGAAGAUGGAGAUACAGAUGAACCUGCUCACACCGCAGACGCAGUAAUUAUUGCCACGGGCGCUAAUGCUAGAAGAUUACAUCUACCGGGAGAAGAGACGUACUGGCAAAACGGGAUAUCAGCCUGCGCAGUCUGUGACGGCGCCGUUCCCAUAUUCAGAAACAAACCUUUAGUGGUCAUUGGAGGCGGUGAUUCUGCGGCAGAAGAGGCGAUGUUUUUAACAAAAUACGGUUCUCACGUCACGGUGUUGGUGCGGAGAGACAAGCUGCGUGCCUCCAGGACGAUGGCAAAGCGAUUGCUCGCCAAUCCCAAAGUGACGGUUAAGUUUAACCAUGUCGCGGUCGAAGUCCAAGGCGAGAACAAGCCUCGAGGACUGAUGACACAUCUGAAGGUCAAGAAUGUCGUGACCAACGAGGAGGAAGUUAUGGAAGCAAACGGCCUCUUCUACGCUGUUGGACAUGACCCCGCCACGGCGUUGUUCAAGGGCCAAGUCGACACGGAUGAAGAUGGGUACAUUCUAACCAAACCGGGCACCAGUUACACCAGCAUCCCCGGAGUCUUCGCUGCGGGAGACGUGCAGGAUAAACGGUACCGACAGGCCAUCACGAGCGCAGGAAGUGGUUGCAUAGCUGCGCUCGAAGCCGAGAAAUAUCUUGCUGAGCUAGAAGAUGAAGAGCCUGCCAUUCAAAAGGAGAAAGACGCCAAAAAGCCAGAGAUCAAUGGUGAAAAUGCGCCUGAGUAUCGAUCAAAUCCCCUGUUGUGA